Messenger RNA from Pseudophryne corroboree (corroboree frog), 1129 nucleotides. RefSeq names its product collagen alpha-1(XXV) chain-like. The record is from RefSeq and is a predicted model, not a curated record. Bases 710 to 1129 code for a protein of 139 amino acids. Lineage: Eukaryota; Metazoa; Chordata; Amphibia; Anura; Myobatrachidae. The transcript is spliced from 4 exons.
GUAGGUGGAUAAUAUAUGCUAAUGAGGCCGGCAGUGUGCGAGUGCCCCGGGCGGGGAGGUGCUGCCGGCACACAGUGAAUAGACUGGGCAUUGCGUGCUGCUGCUGCUGCUACUACUGACAGCUCGGAUAUUUAAAGCACACAAGGGGGCAGGAAAACACACACACUUCUCGGAGCUGCUGGUAAAACACGUUUCCCACCUCUCUCCAAUCUUUCAUUUCUCUGUCUGCAACUCCAUCCAGCGGGGGGCUGCAAUACACAUACAAGGCAGUGAGUGCAAUACGGGAGAAGGGGAGAGAAAGCAACAAGUCCCUAUAGACUGCAGUAUCCAGACCAGUGACCUGCAGCCGGCACCACAGACUGCAUCCAUCCCAAGUGACAACCAGGGAACCAAGUUCAGUGGCCACCCCUCUGCACUGCCCACUAGUGACCACCUCUGUGCACAGCACAGCGUACACUGACCAGCAGUGUGCAGAGGCAGAGCCUGUGGCCAGCAGUAUACAGUGACCACUUGCUUGGCUAGUCAGGAGGACCGGAGAGUGGCCAGUGCCACUCUGCAGACUUACCGUAGUCUCCUCCAGCCUCCUGCAGUACAGUACCUGCUUCUCUCCCACCUCUGCUGGAUCUCUCACAUGAUAGUGUCCUGCUGAGAAACUCGCCGGCAUCUAUUCUCAUUGCUACACCGAGCGGAGACUCUGGGACUAGGCGAGAUGUUGGUAAAGGGAGAAGCUGGGCAUAAAAUGCACAACUACUCGGUAUGUAAUGGGGGCAAAUCGGAGGAUGAAGCCGGCAGCUGGAGAAAGACUGUGCCCAGUGUAUUGGCUCUUGUGCUGUCUCUUCUUUCCUUGGCAUCCUGUCUGUACCUGAACGUGAAGAGCAUCGACCUGCAGGGCAGGAUGUGGGCACUAGAGCAUGGGCAAUCUGGAGAGGUCUUCCAUGUGCCGGGAUUAUCUGUGGAUCAGCUCAACUCCAUAGUCCAAGAGAAGGUGGACCGGCUUCUGUCCCAGAGGUCAUAUGAAAACAUGGCAAAAAUACGAAUCUCAAGAGAAGCCCCAGCAGAUUGUAACUGCCCAGCAGGCCCUCCAGGGCAACGAGGCAAAAGAGGAAGAAGAGGUGAACCUGAAUCAUAA